Messenger RNA from Hibiscus syriacus, 854 nucleotides. Its product is annotated as ubiquitin-conjugating enzyme E2 19-like. The transcript is spliced from 6 exons. The record is from RefSeq and is a predicted model, not a curated record. NCBI's taxonomy places the organism in Eukaryota, Viridiplantae, Streptophyta, Magnoliopsida, Malvales, Malvaceae. Bases 187 to 711 code for a protein of 174 amino acids.
UUCUCUUUCUCUCUCUCGCUAUCUGUAAAAGCACUGAAUACGAAGAACGGGGAAAGAGUUCUUGUGGAUCCGUUCUUCGUAUGCCCGUCCUGCUCAUCUGCUGAUUUCUUCCUUUGGUUUUGAUUCUUUCGAAAAACCCUUUGUGGAUCUGUUUUCUUGUUCUUCUUCGUAAAGCAAGAGAAGAGAAUGGCAACGACAAAUGGGUACACAGGAAACACACCAGUGGCCUCUACCACUGGAUCAAAACAGCUUACAUCCACCGCCAGGACUGUUGAUUCUCAAUCUGUUCUUAAAAGGUUGCAAACCGAAUUGAUGGCUUUGAUGAUGGGUGGGGAUCCUGGAAUAUCAGCAUUCCCAGAAGAGGACAACAUAUUUUGCUGGAAAGGAACAAUUAAAGGAAGCAAAGACACAGUUUUUGAAGGAAAAGAAUACAAACUGUCUCUUGCAUUCCCUAAUGAUUACCCUUUUAAACCCCCAAAGGUUAAGUUCGAGACCGCCUGUUUCCAUCCGAAUGUCGAUGUCUACGGCAACAUUUGCUUGGACAUUCUUCAGGAUAAAUGGUCAUCUGCUUAUGAUGUAAGAACCAUACUGCUAUCUAUCCAAAGUCUCCUCGGAGAACCAAACAUCAACUCACCUUUGAACACCCAAGCAGCUCAGCUUUGGAGCAAUCAAGAAGAAUAUAGGAAGAUGCUUGACAAACUUAAUUCAUGAUUUGGAGAAAUCAAAACAGGAGAUUUUAUGUUUUUCAUUUUAUUUUUUUAGUGGAAUUGAAUGGUUGAGAACAUGGGGGUGGGUUCAUUGCAGAGUUCAAUAAGAUGAUGGAAACUGGUUAUAAUACUGGAUAUUUUCUCCAA